Arachis ipaensis is the source of this 2336-nucleotide messenger RNA. The record is from RefSeq and is a predicted model, not a curated record. Lineage: Eukaryota; Viridiplantae; Streptophyta; Magnoliopsida; Fabales; Fabaceae.
UUUAUAUUUUCCCCCUUUUUAAUUGACCUUGGUGCAUCACUUUCCUUAUUCACAGACACAACCACCGCCGAAUCUUAAGAGAUAUCUAUUGUUGUUUUAAUCUCUUCAUAUUUCUCACUCACUCAUUACUCUUAUUGUUUUUAGAUCCAGAAUUCCAAUCCAAUUUCCUAACCGUUUUCGAUUACUAACAAAUUCAACUGUUUAUAACGGCCAACGCCGGGAUGGGUGAGGAAGUUAGGAUGACCGACUACCAAGACGACGACCGAGUCGCCGACUGGGAAUUGGGCCUUCCGGCGGUCCAUGAUCUCACCCCGCUCUCUCAGCUCUUGAUCCCGCCGGAGCUCGCCUCCGCCUUCAGCAUCUCGCCGGAGCCACACCGUUCCCUUGUCGACGUCAACCGCGCCUCAAAGAACACUCUCUCCACCCUCCGUACCGGCGUCAACGCCUUCUCCUCCUCCAACCUCAACCCCUUCCAAGACGAGGGAAACGAUCCCGCCGGAGACGACGAGGAAGAGAUCGUUCCGGACGGUUCGGGCUCCAAUUCGAGGAAGCUCCGGAAGGUCGAUUGUGCGGAGGAAGCGGAUUCUGUGCCGCGCACCGACAGUGCCGCCGCCGUGAAGCGACCGAGGCUUGUGUGGACACCGCAGCUGCACAAGCGAUUCGUGGACGUGGUGGCGCACCUAGGGAUCAAGAACGCGGUGCCGAAGACGAUCAUGCAGCUUAUGAACGUGGAAGGGUUGACCCGAGAGAACGUCGCCAGCCACCUCCAGAAGUAUCGCCUCUAUCUUAAGCGGAUGCAAGGGCUCUCCGCCGACGGACCUUCUUCCUCCGACCACCUCUUCGCCUCCACGCCGGUUCCUCAAAGCCUCAACGACAGCGGCGGAGGAGGAGGAAGUGGCCACUCCCGUGGGAACGGGCACCUUCCGGUUCCGGUCCCGAUGCAUUAUCCUCCGGCGGCGAUGAUGCCAAUGCCGAUGCUCGGCAUGCCACAUGGCUUUCAUCAUCACCAUGUGUUGCAGCAGAGGGAUUGGUCCUACCCACCACAUGUCACUCCUAAUGAUAAAUGAAUCAACUGAUAGAAUUUUAUUAUCUCCGUACCAUAUCUUGGCCACCACCCACGAAAUGGAUCCAAAGCUGACAGUAGAAGCGUUGACUACCAUUUCAAUCUUGCCACCCGCGAAAUGGAGGACUGCACAUCAUUGGAGCCAACAGCGAAAUGGCCACAUCAAGGAUGGCGCAUGCGAAUUGGAAGUGAGAUCUUAUUCCUUUGGUGUGAGAUCGUAGAUCUUUGGUGUCGGCGACCAAUCGGUGAAGAUGUCGCCGUCGAACAGGUUGCAGAACGGCGGCGGCGUCUGUGGCGGUGUCGGCAUUAAGUAUGGCGUUGAGGUAGCUGAUAUCAAAAGGGUGAACGGGUUAGCCACGGAUCUUCAAAUCUUUGCACUGAAGACAUUGAAAAUUCCGUUACCGGGACGACAUCCGCCAUCCCCCUCUCCGACUUCGAGUGUACCUAAUGGACAUGCAAAGUUGGGGUACUACCAUAUACUCAUGGAUAAUAGCUCGGAAAGAAGACCCCCACGUGCAGGUCAAUACGGCAUGAAGGAACCUCUACAAUCCUUAAACCACCCAAGGAGAAGGUUUCUCCAGCCAUGACCAUUUUGCAGAAAUACUAUGGAUUGAGUUCUUCUAUAGCUAGAGAUACAUCUGAGACAGAAUUGGCACUUUAUGCAUCUGAUAAUUCAGAUCAUUCUGGAGAUGAUUGGUUUCCCAAAACUUCACCAAUUUCUGACCUUCGAUCAAACCAGUACCCCAAGUCAACAAAUUUAGUGUAUGAUUUAUUGACAGGGAAUGAUGAAAUGCAUGAGUAUGUGCCUCUUGCGGACAUUGGAGAUGUGGCCCAACUCGUGGAUGCCAGAAGCGGGAUGUUCCAUUUCGCAUGCGCUAUCCUUGAUGUGGCCAUUUCGCUGCUGGCUCCAAUGAUGUGCAGUCCUCCAUUUCGCGGGUGGCAGGAUUGAAAUGGUAGUCAACACUUCUGCUGUCAGCUUUGGAUCUAUUUCGUGGGGGGCAUCUAUGACAUGGUUUGUAAACCCAUUUCGUGGGUGGUGGCCAAGAAAUGAACCAAUGCAAAGUUGAAUACUAUGACAUAGACACUGAACAGAACAACAGAUAGAGGUGAAAAAGAAGAUUUACAUACGUUUUCAUUGCACUCGCUUAUAAACAAUCAUUUCAUUUUAUUAUUAGCCAUUCCUUCCCAUAGCCCUUUGAACUUUUCUUGUUUAAGUGCUUAUAUGUACUUCUAACAUUCAUCUUAAAAACGAGAUUAGAUUGGUGUGCCUGCU